UUUUAGGAGGAAGAAGAGAAUUAUCUGCUCCGAUUUUUUUUUUUCCUGCCAGCGAGAGUGCGACAGACUUGCAAUGGUUGAAUGUCAAUGCCUGUGAGAGAGAACAACAGUCAGAGGAGGAGGAGGACAGAAGGGGAGGAAAAUGAAGGUGGGGACGGUGGUGGAGAGAAAGAAGGAGCCUCGUCCAAUGCAUCAAAAGGAGGUCCCUGCAAUUGCUGAUAGAGCCCUGGCCGCCUCGCCAUCCACAAUGGUCUGUACAAGCUGCCAAUGCGUUUGAUGACGUUCCUGUUUUGUGAAAGGAGGAAAGGAAACGUGACCAUGUAAGAUCCACGUUUCCCCGGUCAAUUACAUGCGAAGAAUAGAUCCGAUUUCGACGGGUUUUUUUUGGUCCAGAGUGGUAACAGCUUAGGGAAUAAUACAGCCACCUUCCCUCACCAAUUUCGCUCUGAUUUUUUUGGUGUGGUCCAGACAGCUGCUGGAAUAGAGAAGGACUUUUAAUAUUUACAAUGAAAUCUUUUAAAGGCAACGGGGAAAUCUGAAGCCACCUGGGAGUACAGUGUUGGAAACGUAGGGUGUUUUCCCACAAACAAUGUGAAGGUCUUUUUUGACAAAGAGGCAAUUUUGAUAAUAACAACAGCUACCAAUUUUGCAUUUUAAUAGCCAGACCGGCUGCUAUUUUGUCUGGGUGCACACCGGGUCUCGUGCGAUCGGGUUUUAUUUUUUAAUUGAAAAAAAAAUUAUUAAAAAAUAGAAGAAAAAGGAAAAUUACUUGAGAUGCCAAAUACUGUCGAGAGAACCAUAUUCUCCCUCCUCCCCACACCCACCGGAGACGUGGACCCUUCUUUUUUACAGGCUUAGGAGUUGCGAGAGCCGAUCAGGGGCUUUCUCCCGAGCCCGCCGCCCGCGCCCCCGGACCCUCGGGCGUGGGAGAUUUAUUUCCUCCUCCCGCUGAUUUCUACACAAACUUGUGGAGGGGGGUUAAGAAUCCCCCAGGAGCGCAGAGUCGGGUUUGGUUUGGGGUUUUUUUUGUGGUUUCUUUUUUGUUUUUCUUUUAAUUGUCAUCCUCGCCGGCUUUCAGCGGGCUGCCGGGGAUUUCGCCCCCUCGCCCUCCGGCUCUGCUUUUGUCCUUUCCCCGCCGGCCAGCGCAGCCCCCCCCCCCCCCCCCCCCCCCCAACAGGCACUGAGGCCGCAGCGGAGCCCCCCCGGCCGCGGGGCGCCCGGCUCCUGCCCUUUUCUUUCCCACCCCGUCCCCGCCUGCCAAGGAAAGGCACAUGUUAAUACCACCCGGCGCGGUCAUUUUCUGCUACUGCUGCUGCGGGCUCCUCCGUCCGAGACAGAUGUUGCGAAACCAAGGCCUCCUCAAGUGCCGCUGCCGCAUGCUCUUCAAUGACCUGAAGGUCUUCCUGCUGCGGAGACCCCCCGCGCCGCCGCCGCCCUCCCCGCCGCCGCCGCUCCCCAUGCCCGGCGGCGCAGAGGCGGCGGCGGCGGGCGGCCCGGCGGGGGCCGCACCGACCGGGGGGCGCGGGCCCGGCUGGCGGGCGGCGGCGGCGGCGGGCGGCGGCGGCGGCGGCGGCGGCGGAGCGGGCAGCCCGGCCGCCGAGGAGUGGGGCAGCCCCGCCGGGGAGCCGCCCGCCUCCCUGCCCAGCAGCACCUCCUCGGAUGACUUCGGCAAGGGCAAGGCCGAGGACCGCUACUCGCUGGGCAGCAGCGUCGACAGCGGCAUCCGCACCCCGCUCUGCAGGAUCUGCUUCCAGGGGCCCGAGCAGGGGGAGUUGCUGAGCCCGUGUCGAUGCGAUGGAUCGGUGAAGUGCACGCACCAGCCAUGUCUGAUCAAAUGGAUUAGCGAGAGAGGCUGCUGGAGCUGUGAGCUGUGUUACUACAAGUAUCACGUCAUUGCCAUAAGCACAAAGAACCCUCUGCAGUGGCAGGCCAUCUCUCUGACAGUCAUUGAGAAGGUUCAGAUAGCAGCGGCCAUCCUGGGUUCACUCUUCCUCAUCGCCAGUAUCUCGUGGCUCAUCUGGUCGACCUUCAGUCCUUCGGCCAAAUGGCAGCGCCAGGACCUGCUCUUCCAGAUCUGCUAUGGAAUGUACGGCUUCAUGGACAUUGUCUGUAUAGGUCUAAUAAUACACGAAGGGCCCUCGGUUUACCGGAUUUUUAAACGGUGGCAGGCGGUCAAUCAGCAGUGGAAAGUGCUGAACUAUGACAAAACAAAGGACAUGGAGGAACAAAAAACAGGGACCAGGACAAAUCAGCGCCCCUCCUCCCAAACCACCCACUCGUCCUCCACUGGUGGUACAGCCACUAACUCCGCUCCAGCCGACAGCGGGGCACGGGCUGCCGGCCAUGCCACAGGCACCCUCUCUGACCACCACUGUGCUUAUACCAUCCUGCAUAUACUCAGCCACCUGAGGCCUCACGAACAGAGGAGUCAGUCUAGUAGUAACAGAGAGCUCGUCAUGAGGGUCACGACGGUCUGAGCCGAGGAAUUCAGGAGGCCUUAACGUGAAGCGGAGGAGACAAAGAACUCAUAAAGCAGAGGAGCAUGGUGUGCCUUUUUCUUUCUCUUUCCUUUUCUUUUCUUUUUUUCUUUUUUUCUUUUCUCCUCCUCUCCUUUUCUUUUUCGGUAACUGCACAAGAUAUAAGAGGCGGCACCUGGCCAGCUGAGGAAAAAAAGCAGGUGGAGGGAGAGCUGCACACUCAUGCUAAAGAGGUUAAUGUUUUCCAGCCAGUUUAAAAAAAAAAAAAAAAAGAAAAAAAAACAACAACACAAAUCACAAAAAAACCAACAAAACAAGUGCAAUACAGACUACAAACUGAGUAGGCAGAGUUCUGGGGAAGCAGAGGAACAGACGGCUUAGCAUGUCUUACAAAUCCUAUUACCUGUAAUAGGUAAUGCUCUGUACACACCCCCCGUACACACACGCAUGUGCACACAAACACACACACACACACACACACACACACACAGACACACACACACACAUACACAGUGUGAGAUUUAUAAAAACAAGGAAGGGAACAAAAUAUUUGGAGUAUUUUUAUUGUCCAGACUCUGAUUAACCAGGGCUAUGAGUUGUUUUGUUUCCUGAGUCACUCUGGAGCCUUGUUUGAUUUACCAUAAGAUACCUGAAGUGAAAUGGCUGGGGAUUUUUCAGGAUUGAUUUACAGAAAGAGAGAUUGAAUCAUCCCACCAAGAAAAUCUAACAAAACCCAGGCAUACCCAAAUUUCACCAAAAAUCCUGUUUUUUCAUAAUGUUCCUGACAAGGGGUUUGUGAGGGUGGAAUUGGGAGGGGGGAGGGCACUCCAUGAACUUUAUUCGACAUAUAGGCAUUUUUGGCAAAUUUUGUACAAACACUCAGCAGGUGUUUCAAGCACAAGUACUGGUGUGAUUUAUGCCUUCAUAACCCCAAAUCCAGCGUCCAAAUCUUGCCACUCACACACAUCAUUUUCCAUGCAGACAUUCCAGAUUAAUUUCCUUUCAUUGUACUCCGAUCACAAGAAGCUGACCCCUCUUGCUGGGUUUCUGCUUCCUUGCUGAUUCAGACACUCAUGCAUUAGAGAUGUACAUCUUUUUUUUUUUUUGUGUCUGUAUCCCUGCUGCUCGAUUUGCAACAGUCUCACUCAGUCUUGUAGGCUGAGCCUUUCACAUCCAGUCUGUUAGUUUAUUACAGAGUCUAUUCCAUUCAAUCAUUCAAGAGAGAGUUAGUCUGAAGAGGGAGCACAGUUGCUGAUUGAAUAUGUAACACUUCUAAGUCUCCUUCUCUGGGAUAUGUCCUCGAAGGUACUGGUUGCUCUUCAGGAACAUUCUCUUUCAAUGCACAAUGGCUGAAUCAUCUGUGGAUAUUAAAGGGACACUGUCAAGUACUUUUAAAAUAGUUUUUAGGGUUUGGGCUUUUUUUACUCUCCAUUGUUUGUAAUAUUCUCUUACAAGCUUGAAAAUAAAAUUUCUUUCCCUACCGAUUUUGUCCUUCUCCAUUUGGGCACGUAUCGUUCUCUCCACUCACCCCAUUCCUUUCACCAUCCCCGUCCUUCCCCUCCCCACCUUUCUUUUGCAACAGGAGGAAAUCCAUGUUACUGAUUUCCUGCUGACUGUCCUCGCUCUAUGGAGGGUAUGUCCCAGCUCUAUGGGGUUGAGCUGUUUUGCCAAUGUAACUGCCACAAAGGAAGCGUAAGAGCAGGAACGCUAAAAAAAUGGAGAUUAGCUAAUUGAGGAGCAACAGCUCAGCAAUCCCAAAACAAUGAACCUAUAGUGAUCAAGCCUGAACCCAGCUCCCUCCAAAAUUAAGAUAAGGACUUCAGCCAAACUGCACCCAUUUAGCAGCAGUGCUGAGUAACGUUGCACAACGGCUGUGUCUAACUGCCCUCCGUCAUCGUACCAGCACCUCUCGCAGCUUCUGUUGGAGCCAGGGCAAACACAAGCUACCAGCCAUCAUGGGUCAGGUGUUUCUGGACCAGAGAAGGUGUCAAACUUCAGCCUCCGGGUUUGAACACACCAGCCAUUCUGCAACGUUGAAGAUGGAGGUUAGCAUCUUAAGGCAGGUCAUAUUUUUCACCUCGAUUACUUGACAGUGUCCCUUUGAAUAUCAGAAUGCAACAGAACAGGUACUUUCUCUGACAGAGAAUGUGGGAGGUGAAACACCGGCCAAGAAAGCUGACUUACUGAGGACCCAUGUGAAACAGCAUGGCUUCUGAGGCCACUGUACCUUUAUCUGACCAAUCUUACUAUCUACCAAAGAGUGCUUUUAGAAGGGGGGAGGGAAGGGAUGUUGGUGGGCGGAGGGAGAGGGAAGAUCAUCUCUAAGAGCAGCUACCCCCAGAAUGAAGGUGUUGCAACGAAUGGUCUCUGGAAGAACCGCUUCUGAUCCACAGUAGAGAGAAACCUGGCCAAAGCAAGCAAACACAGCAGCCUCUCUCCCCCAUGCCUGUCCUGGAAGCUGUCCUCAUUCCAAGAGAUGAGUAAUUAUGGUGGUUUGGGGAAAGGGGAAGCACACACAGAUGAAGGGACAGCUGUCAGACAUGAUGUUGUUUACCUCCCUGCCCUCCACUCAUUUAAUAUGGAGAAGUCAAAUUCCUUUAAUUUGGCUAACGGCUAAAAGUUUAUGAGGUCAGAAGCACAACUUGCCGUGAAAGAGUGGUGUGAUCUAGUACUCUGAGCACACAGGACUCUGCAUACUCUCACUCCAGCUCUGCCACCGACUCUGUAGCCUUGGGCUGUUUGGCUCAGUCCCCCUCCAUGCAAAGGGGGAAUAACAAUACGUACCUACCUCACAGGGGUGUUGUGAGAAUCCACGUUGGUAAAGCCUGUCGAAGUGCUAAGUCUACCACCGGUAGUCACAAAGCGUGUGGUGGGGGUGAGCAGCGCCGCCCUUUUGCUGGUUACAGUCCGAAUCACUCAGCGGGAGUCCCACCGGCCCUCUCCUGCUUGGAGAUCCUCCUUGAUCCGAAGUGGAGGGUGUCGUCCGAGUGCCCUCUCCUCCAUUGCAUGACAUUUUAAGCGGCUGUGAGGUGCAGGGUAGUGACAGACAUGAUGUCCUACUUGACCAGGGAUUUGCUACAACGUUUUCUAUAUCUGUGGGGUUUGUUGGUUUGGUUUUUCCAUAUAUUGUGCUUAGAAAUAAACUUUCCACUUAGGGCUGGCGGUUCGGGGUCUCUUCUGUUGCAUGGCAAUGUAUACAAGUCUUAUUGUCUGUCUUACUGUGCAAAUGACCCCGCAGCCCGAUUUCAGAGAUGGGUAUGGUCUGAGCCUUUUCAUAGUGGCAUAAGACUCAAAAGCCUGUCUAGACUGUUUAAUAUUUAAACAACACUAUGAACUUGUCAAUUGUAUGUGUUCUGUGCAAUACAAAGCAUGUCAUUAGCUGGCUUGAUGGGCAGAGGGGAUAAAGGAAGGUCAAAACUUGUUCAAAGAGCUUCAUACAUGUGCCAGCAUGGAGCCGAAGGGCUGCCACCAGCAAAGCAAACUCGGGGAAGCCACUGGAAACUGUUUUCAGAACAGUUUACUCCAGAACAAGGUACUUCUGAGUUUAUGAACUUCUAGGCUGCCAGCCUGAGAGAACAAGUGCAAAUUUAGUGUGGGGUUUGGGGUUUUGGAUUCUCUUUUUUCUUUCCUCCCCGAAGUAUUGAUGGCAGAAAUACUGAUGAGGGUCUCUUGCUUCCAUAGCACAGUUCUCUCAUCUCCCACAAUCUCCUUGUGCCAUCCCCUUUGUGCUACUAUGCAGGACUUUAAAAGGUGCAAAUGGAGAGAGUACGCUCCUGAGACAUGCAAAAUACAUUGUGUAUUGGGAGAUUCUAGCGGACAGAAGAGAUGGGGCAGAGCUAUGCUACAGAAGGCAUUUCUUCCUCCCCACAUCUUUCCUCUAGUCUUGUCUGCUGGGUACCUGAAGAGAUGUUCUCUGUAUUUUGUUACAAAGCAGUCAGAUCAGCUUCCACCGACAAACAAAGCUUGCAGAGUUUGGCAGCUCUUUCUCCCAGUGGAGAAAAUACCGGGGGUCCUAUCACUGUGGAGACCCCUCAGUUCUUGGGCUUUGUGAUCCUCCAACACCGUUCGGGGGUGGUCAGCGUGGAGGACUGUGUUCAACCAUCAUCAGAGAUUGUGUGUGUGUGGUCCUGCUCAUUCUUGUGAUUUCUGCUAGUCCCCUGAUUUUCAGUCAGUUUUGACAUGUCUUUCUGGUAAUGCUCUUCUGGUUAUGCUCUUCAGAGGUGUUUUGCUCUGUGUCAGUUGCCAAUGCUGUUCUUGCCUACUGAAACAUCAGUGCUGACCUCCAGCUUCCACUGCUUUUCCAUUCUUGCCAUCCAGUCUCUUGGUAAAUACCCACUGCCACAUUCAGACUCUCUUCCUCUGUGCCUGCAAUGGCUCAAGCACAUGCACUAACCCAAGGGUCAUCAGAGAACACAGGGACCAUUAAGAGUCUAUAUCAAUAGUCGGACUCCAUAACCAUCUGUCAGUCCUCUUUGAUAUAUAUUCACUUGACCAGUCCCAGUGCCUGCUGUUAAUUGGUUGCCACAAAAAUCCCAUAAUACUAGCAAAACCCAUAUACCCAUCUAAUGCUUGUUUUCCAAGUUCAAAUGUCAGAAGUGAGGGACUGUUUUUCAAGUAAAUCAGAUGUGUUCCCUGUUGUGGUUUUCCAAGCAAGGUGCGGAAGAGGUCCAUGUCUUACCUUACCAUGACAGGCAACCCAAGGAAAGGGCAAGCCAGCAGCAUAGAUUUGAGUCAAGAGAGGCGUCGGCUGUUCACUAUGUUUUCACUUGGGGAGACAGGAAAAUAGCGCUUAUGUCUGCCAGGUCCCCGACCCUUCUCAAAGCUGUUUUAUCUGGCAGCAGUAAAACAUCAGAGCCAAUGCCUGUAGAUGGAGGAAAAUUCUGAAGACUUUCCAGUUCUGAAGACCAUCCCCUGCCCAUGUGUGCUGGUCAGUCACUCAAGCAUCUUUUCUUUGUUUUCCUCAAGAGAAAAAAGAUUAUUUUGACUAAGCAAAGUACUACUACUCUUCCGUGUAGGAGGAGGCUGCACCAUUAGCACUUCCAACCUGUGGUUCAUCCACCAGGACUCCUGCACAUCUUCUUGUGAGAAGGCAUGGCCAGAAGACCUAUUCCUUCCUCUUACUAUUAUAUGUCCGUCAAGCACUUGGAGGGAAAUAGCAGUGCAAUUGCCUUAGUGACUCAGUGAGGCUGAGUAUCCUCACUUCCCCUCCACUAUCACCUCAUCUGUGACUGUUCCUUCUCGUUCCUGAGCCAACAGAUGCCUCAGCCCCUCUGCCAUGUCUAAACUCCAGCCCUGAAGAUCUCCUGAGCAGACAGACACAGGAUUCCUCACAGACUAGUUUUAGAGUCUUCUGCAUCCUUCAUAUGUAUCCAAACAGGCAAAUUCAUUUCAUUGAUAGACAAUGGCAUAUUUGAAUCCUGAGAGGAGAAACAAAUGUAGGAGCUUAUUGCAUUGACCUUCACCUCUUCUUCCACGUUGAAGGAGAUAUAGUGAAAACAUCAGCUGGUUUCCAUACGACAGCAAUGAACUGAUGGCUCUAAGAAUAUUUCCCUCAAUAAUGCAAGUCUGACAUGCUGCAGUUACUGAAGGCAGCCUUUGAUCUCACAUCUAUCACGCUGGAUACAAGGAGAACAGAAUCUGACAAUUUUGUGGCAUUUACACAAAUACCAAAACUAUCUUAGUUCAUUAUUCAAAUUACCUCCAGGUCAGUGGGUGAAUUUCUCCUUUGAUGAAAGAAUGAUGUUUUCUCUUCCAUAACUGGAAUUGCAAGAUAAAAUAUAUGUACACAUAUACAUAUAUAUUUACAAUUGUUAUCCUGAAAACAUAAAGAAAAGAAAAAAAACUGAAAUAAACCUGGAAGAAUAUUUAGCUGUAUUGAGUAAGGAUUGACAGGAGGUAGGGAGUUGCUGCAUGGAAAGUACGACAUAUGAUUUGACUUCAGGCAAAGAGAAGACAGAACAGGGAAAUGCUUUUAUGUGACCUCUGGCCUGUCUCUGGUUCAUGCUCAUUAUUGUGUAGCAUUUAAUUAAUGCAGAAAACAUUAUGUGGAAAACAGACGCUCAGCUCCAGCAGCAGGAAACAGACUGAAGACCCCUCAAACUUAUCUGAGCCAUACUCAAACAAGCACAAUGAUGCAAAAGCACAAACACCUGCCGUCACAACUGUUUGAGAAGAGAUGGAUUUCUGAACAGAGACAAGGACUUACAGAGACAUUCUUUUCCAAGCCACACUGACAGUAUUUUUCCCAGCUUGUUUACUUCUUAUUAUUAACCCCCUUUUUUUCCAAGCAUCUUAGGAAAAAAAAGAAAAGAAAAGAAAAAAAAGGAUUCUGAUACCCAGGACUUAAAGAAUUAAAUAAAGUAGAGAAGAGGUACUAAGGGAAAAUGUUCCUUUAUAUGUUGUGUUAUGCAUCAAGAUGUGCUUUACCAGAGUUAGGACAUCACAUUCAGUUCCCUCCUUGCUCAAAGACAGUCUGAGUGAUUGAGUCUGCUCAUAAUCAAGGAGGCUUCCUAGAGAGUAGCCUUCUACAGGGGACCACAGCUUCCCUCUGGAUGGGACAGCCAGCAUCAGGCAGAGAUGUUUUGCCUCCAGUUGCAUCCCUCUGUGGCAGGAUGACAAUCGGUUGCUAGCAAGUCACUGUUGGGCAGUGGGAGCAUCUAUCAGCUUAUAUAAGUUUUGAUAUUAAUAAUUACAAGACUUGCACAGGCCCAGUGUGCUCCUACAAGUGACCUAUCUCAUCCUUUCACAGUGCAAGUUGGUGACAGAGCUACUCUGCUCUUUGCUCUUCAUUACAAGACAGCUUUCCUUUAAAAUCCACCCUGCCACCCUUCUCUGGGAGUUUUUCCACUGCACAUUACAGAGGUUCAGUUUAGUCCUUUUUCCUAGAAGGAUGAACAGACCUCUGCCUAACCCAUCUGAUCUUCCUUCCCAGCUAGAGAGACAAAAAUUGAUGUUCUCUGAACGGCUGAUCUCAGUACCUAUGUUCUUAUGAGAUUAUAUUCCCCUUCCCCUUUCACUCACUACUCCAUAAUCUUCACUUUUCUUUGGAAAGGGGUGAUUCAUUGCUACUAAAUGGUAGAGCAUCUUUCUGAGACAGGAGUGUGGACAGCCCUUCUACUCCUUGCUAACAGGCACACAAACCUUCCUCCCAUCCCUCUAGACUGGUGUGGCCAGCAGAACCCUUUUUCAUGGAGUUUAGCUUCUUGAUCCAGAAGAGCAAAUGCUUUCAAGCAUCUCCUUCACUGCUAUCAAGCUGUGGGAUAAUGGCAUGGGCAAUCUUCUGUUUCUUAGCCUCAGGGUAACUAGAGUGGAUGUCGCACCUGAGCCAAAAACACAGUGAGGACAAAGCACUUGUAUUUUUAGAUGGUGGUAAAACUGGGUGAGGUCUGCCCUGAUGACAGGGGAGCAAGAAUCUUUGUCAGAUUUAUACGGUAACAAAGCAAAAUGGCCUUGUCCCUCAUGUUUUUCGCUCAUACACAUCAGCUCUCCAUUAUAAACAAACCCUCUGUAGGCAAAGCAGGCCAGGCUUAGGGAGGAAAUCUUCCUCAUUCCAGAAGCACAACCAGCCCAUAGCUAUGCAUCAACCCCUUCAGGACUGUUGCCCCAGAGAGGCUGAGAGUAAGAAGGAGGUAGCUAGCGGGGAUGGCAAGAACACUUCCCUGGAUCUUCAUCCCCAGUGGGCAGAGUCCCCAGUAGGCUAAUUCUGUAUCUCCUCACGUGAGUCCCCUUUGAAAUCACUCCCAAGGACUAUGGUCUGAUCCUUCACUACUACAGGGUCUGCCCAGGAGAGGAAGCAGUGUCUCUGCAUGGAUCUCCAAGGUCUGUUGGUAGGGUCCUGAGUUGGGCCUGGAAGAAAUCACUAUGUUCACUGAGGGAUGAGACGAGUCAAUGGCGUGUCCAUGCAGAAAUACUCUCUUUGAGACUUCUACAGAGAUGUCUGUGGGGUUGGGAGGGGGGGUUGGUUUUGUUCAGGGCAGGAAGCACGGGGAAGGGAAGGCUGCAAUGUAAGAAACAAUCAAUCAGCCACAAGGGAGGGGUUGACUAAGAGGAAUGACCAUGUCGACUGUGUUACUGUCCCGUCAUUCUCCUGAACCCAGAAUGGAAACUUCCAAGUGCUCUUCAUGAGCUUACAUUUAUUAGAAAACUAUUCCUGGGUGUUCAAGGUUGUUUUCUAAUGAAAAUAUACAUAAUAAAAAAAGGAAAUGAAUGACUCUUGUUAAUCUUUUCCUCUCCUCUGUUAACCUGUUACACACACUGUGAAACUUACCUCCUUCCCUGUUUGUUUACUGCCAUUCCUGGUCAAUAAAAUCUCUUUCUUUCUGGUCAUGAUCCA
Molecule: messenger RNA, 10809 nt
Organism: Aquila chrysaetos chrysaetos
Lineage: Eukaryota; Metazoa; Chordata; Aves; Accipitriformes; Accipitridae
Gene: MARCHF4
Product: membrane associated ring-CH-type finger 4
Biological process (GO): protein ubiquitination
Molecular function (GO): zinc ion binding; ubiquitin-protein transferase activity
Source: RefSeq, a predicted model, not a curated record